Molecule: messenger RNA, 1754 nt
Organism: Papilio machaon (common yellow swallowtail)
Lineage: Eukaryota; Metazoa; Arthropoda; Insecta; Lepidoptera; Papilionidae
Product: limbic system-associated membrane protein
Exons: 10
Coding region: 67-1698 (543 amino acids)
Biological process (GO): dendrite self-avoidance; axon guidance; homophilic cell-cell adhesion
Cellular component (GO): plasma membrane; axon
Molecular function (GO): cell-cell adhesion mediator activity
Source: RefSeq, a predicted model, not a curated record
UUCACCUACCACCGUCAGAUUAAUAUAAAGUUUUUUUUGUGCAAUAAAUACAUAUUUACUUGAACCAUGAAGUGGAUAUUUUAUGUUAUAGUGUUCAUUUAUAUGUUUUAUAGAGCAGUUUAUGGAAUUAAACCAAAAGAAUUGAAUAGUUUAUCCGUCGAAGAAAUUAAGUAUGGAUCUGACAAACAUUACUAUCCAGCCGGUAUCCGUAAGACGAUCAGUUGCAAAGGGGCAAAUAAGAACCAAAAGGUGGAAUGGGUAGAUCCGAAUGGAAAGGUUAUUAAAAGAGUAUCAAAGAACAGAGUGUUUGUACAAGAGCACUUUGUGCCGACGACAACGCUGCGCACGCGAGUGCCGGCGCUGGUUCUUGUUCUUACACAUGCGACAGUCGACGACAGCGGCCUCUGGGAGUGUCGCUCAGGAGAUAUCAAGCGCAAUGUAUCCCUCUGCAUUAUAGAUCCGUCUAAAUUUGUCGACACACCGACAGAAGUCAGCGUCGACAAAGGUCGGUCUAUAACAUUGUCCUGUCAGGCACGAGGGGAACCGGAGCCGAGGUUGAUUUGGUACAGAAAUGGGGAAUUGAUAACAGAGGAUGAAGAAUCUGACAAGUAUAGGGUGAUGACGAAAUACAAUAGUCAAGGUUUCGAAGGUCUGUUGACGAUCAGCUCUCUUGAGGCGGAGGACAGCGGCGUUUACACUUGCGAGGCCAUUCAGGAGAGUCCGCAUGACCCCAGUUGCGCCAACACAGAAAGCUUCAAUAUCACACUACAAGUCAACUAUGCUCCCGUGUUCGCGGAUGCCAACGAAACUGAAAUUGUUUAUCAACUCGAGAAUGAAAGCGUUGACGUAGUAUGCUCCGCUAGCGGAUAUCCGACGCCGACUUACACGUGGUUCAGGGAUUUAGGCGAAACUCUGUUUGAAUUCCCCGAUGAACGAGUUAAUCUGCAAGACGGCUCUAAAGCCGUGUUGACACUACCUUCUAAUGCUACCAUAUCCUCACGAAGGUAUAAAUGUCGGGCGACCAACCAAUAUGGAGAGGCUUACAAAGUUUUUGUCAUAUACAAAUUGGAAAGUCCUACGAAACCCAGCGAGGUAAAGAAAAGUUUAAUUUUAACGCGUUCAAUCGACAAAAAGCGGCAACGAUUAUCCCACCAAAUGCGCAAUAGAUUACAGAUAUCCAGUCAGGAAGCACACCAUGACAACGUUUAUCUAUAUGUUAAAUGGGCUGAAGAGAUGUCAUUCCCAGUGAAAGCUAUAGAGGUUCAAUAUCUCGAAAAGGGAAGUUUGCCAAGAAGGAAGAUAGAAAGUCUUAGAGAAGGAGAUUGGAGAAAAUCUAAGAAAGUAGAAAUAGAUUUGGAGUCGGCAGAGGACGUGGAAGCGGACAGUGAAGGAUUCUACUUUACUCUGUCUGAUCUGGAAUCGGAUACUGAAUAUUGGAUACGAUUGAGGGCUAUGAAUGAAGCUGGGGAGUCACCUUGGUCGGAACCAGCACUAGUACAAACUGUUGAGCAAGUUGAAACUGAGGAAUCUGAAGAAGACACUAAAGAAGAAAGUAAAGAAGAGGCUGGUGACGGUACAGAAGAGAGUUCUGUCCCUGCUGGUUUAGCUUACUCUGAUGCCACAUUCUAUGGCGUUUUCUUCGCUGGUGGUAUUGUCGUGUUUGCCGUAGCUUGCAUGUUUUUGAUGAGAUUAGUGUAAUAUUAUGCACUGAAAGUAAGUAGUAUUUGUGAAUGUCUGAAAUAAAAAUAUUGAAU